AUGUACCGGGUUGAAACUAGGCAUGCGGGCAUCUGUGGCGAGCGGCACACGCUUGCAGGUCCGAGGCGUGAAAUGCCCUUUGUCCAGUCUCGUUCGUUUGGUCUCUUCGUUUGGCCUUCUCGUUAUCUGUUUCUCGUCUUCUCGGCUCGUUUUUUUAUGUCUCGACCACGCCGGGCCGACGGUACACAUCAUCACCGCCUGGGAAUGCGCUUUCACCUCUUCAACCACUUAACUGUGGGUAACCUUGGCUUCGGUCAAGUAAGCCUCUCGGGACUCUGUUCUUUGUGUUGCACUAAAGGCCAGAUUAUUAUCUACCCUCUUGGAAGGACCAAAAAUCCAGGACCGCCAACUACUUCAAAAGCGUCGAAAUCCUCGGAUAAUUUGGAUCAAAGCGCAUCUGAAGUGAAGGCCGAGUUGGAGCGCCGAAUUGAAUUUUACACAAAAUUCGGUACCAUUUAUCCUCGUCUGCUGUUUCCACCAUUUUUCGUCUCCGGCUGCGAGGCAAGUCUGGAUGCUAUCACUGCUCCUGGGAGUGGGAGGUCUCUGAAGAUACUCUUUCAUGGAGUCCAUUUGCAAAUCAAGCCUUCACCUGGAGCCUUCAAAAGAGCUACGUUUUUGCCUUGCUUCAGGGGUUGUAUGAAUGGACAGAGGCACGAAAAUUCAUGA
Molecule: messenger RNA, 666 nt
Organism: Protopolystoma xenopodis
Lineage: Eukaryota; Metazoa; Platyhelminthes; Monogenea; Polystomatidea; Polystomatidae
Source: the annotation of a GenBank genome assembly